AUGUCACUGCUUACCCUUACAUCCUUGUCAGGCUUACUUUCCCUCUUAUCUACGGUAGCAGCUGACCCAUUCUUCGUCGUCCAACAUGGUAAUGCGGUAGUCACCUCGCGUCGUGAUCCUAUCAUAUCCCCUGGUGGGAUCUCAGAGCAUGUUCACUCAAUAGUCGGUUCAUCAUCUUUCAAAUCUUCUUACGAAUAUCAAAAUUCUGUCUGUGGUAAAUGUACUUCUGCGAACGUUAAUGUCGAUAAGAGUAACUAUUGGGUUCCUCAAUUGUAUAGGAAAUUAGGAGAGGGGCAAUUAGAGCUGGUCAAGAUGAAUAGGGUUAACACCUCCGGUCCUACCGAACAGAUGUACGAAUUCCCAAAAGGAAUGAAAAUGCUAGCCGGUAACCCAUUCCGAAAUACCUUUGAUGCAAAUGAUCCAGCUCAGGAAGCAGUGGAAUAUGUCUGUCUGGGUACAGAUGACACACCUAUGAAUGCUUUUCCCGAAAGGAGUUGCCCCGAUGAUUUGAGAGCACAAGUAACGUUUCCUAAUUGUUGGGAUGGUCAGAAUCCGUGGUUGGAAGGAAGCAAGCACGUUUCAUACCCUGCUUCAGGUCGAUUCGACGCCGGUGGACCAUGUCCCUCAACUCAUCCUUAUAGGAUCCCGACCUUAUUCUUUGAAUAUCAUUUUAAUGAUAAAUACGAUUACACGCCUGGUGCCAGAGUAUGGGCCCAAGGUGAUGAUAUAGGCUAUGGGUUCCAUGGCGACUUCACCAUGGGUUGGCCAGAAGGACUAUUCACCGAGAUAGUCAACGCCGGCGAAUCUUGUGCGGUCCUGUUCGAAGUGGGCAAAUGCCCACCUCUGGCACAGUACUUCACGGGUGUAGGCGGUGGGCCUUGUCAGCCUGAUGAUCCCAGCGUGGUCGUCAAUGAGGAGAUAGGACUAACAGGUCCAGUAGCGAAACUACCAGGAGAUAAUCCAAUUUGGAACGGUGGGACUGCACCGAAUAAAUCAGGUAGUAGUGGUGGUAGUGGCAGCGCAGCUACAUCUGCCAAUUCUGCGGCUGGCAAUAAUCCCGUACCUGGUUCUGGUUCUUCUUCCGCUGUUGGUGCUGCCGCAAGCUCACCGGCAGCGGCAGUAGCUGUACCGCCCACAGGGUCCAGUACCACUCCGGCUCCUCUAGCGAGUAGCGCGUCAACGUCUGUUCCUACUCCGGGUGCUACGACAUCCAGUAAACAUGGAGGAUGGGGAGGGUGGGGCGGGAAGAGAAGGCUGGGCAGGAGCCAUUAG
This is a messenger RNA of Kwoniella botswanensis, 1272 nucleotides long. RefSeq lists its product as uncharacterized. The coding region runs from base 1 to 1272 and encodes 423 amino acids. The record is from RefSeq and is a predicted model, not a curated record. NCBI's taxonomy places the organism in Eukaryota, Fungi, Basidiomycota, Tremellomycetes, Tremellales, Cryptococcaceae. The transcript is spliced from 11 exons.